Messenger RNA from Lachancea mirantina, 4260 nucleotides. NCBI's taxonomy places the organism in Eukaryota, Fungi, Ascomycota, Saccharomycetes, Saccharomycetales, Saccharomycetaceae. The record is from the annotation of a GenBank genome assembly.
AUGAGUGGAAUUUUGCAAGCGAAAUAUCUACCUGUGGAAAACCAGCGUCAAUUAUUGACCGAUCUUGUAGAAAAUGAUGAUUUUUCGGGGCUACAGUCGAUAUUGACCGCUGUGAAAAUGGAGGAGGAUGUGCUUAACAGUGUUUGUGGCCAGGUGACUGACAAGAUUGUUGAGUUGCUAGCGCGAUUUGCUAAUGAAAUCGAGACGAAACAUGAUAUUCCAGAUCAGUUGUUGGAAAAAUUGGCCGCUGUGGCGGCACUGAUCGGAGAAAGCCUGCUGCAAGUACAAGAUACAAUUUCGGAGCAAUUGAGCUUGCUUGCAAAUACUAGGCGAAAGCAUGUUUUUGAUGAGGAGUUUCUGAUGCAUAACUUAGACCAAUUAAUUGGCACAAACUCAGAGACAAACGACGAGAGUAGGAUUUCAGGUAAUGAAAAUUUCUUGGUUUAUUUGAACUUCCUGGUGUUUGCCAGUAUGCAGCAGUGUGAGCAGCGGCCAAGCGCGACUUUGGAUAGACUUCUGGUAGCUUAUCUAGCCAGUAAAGACGAAGCACUUGCUUUAGCUGCACAGUGCGUUUGCAGAUGGAGAGUGGAACAAAUUUCUACGAAUUGCGUUCUUGACCAUGAUUUUGACCAUGCUAUUUGGACCUCGGUGGAGGGUAUACUUUCCAGGCCUAAUCUACGGCCUUGGAUAGUACGAAACGGUUAUAUGUUUCUUUUGCAACUCUUGCGCAGUGGGUCUACAUCUCCUUCACUAGCAAAGCUGCACAAGACUGAGGAAUUUUGGCGAUGGGUGCAGAACGGACUGAGGAAUGACUCCCACGAUAUACGGAAAUUUUCCACUUCAAUUUUAAAGUUGUCGAUUAAGAGAAUUGAUCCCGCCGAUACCAUCACGAACAGUCUACUACAUUGGAAACCAGAAACCUACGAGGAGAAUAUUUCUUUAUGGAAGAGGUUCACUACGCUUUACGAGAUUGUAGCCAUUGAUACGUCUAUGAAUCAGUUCGAAGCAGCAUCGCAAGAUAUUCUGGGCUUGUUUAAGUCCAAGACAAUCGAUUCAAGCUGGGGUUUGAUAAUUUUUCUGACGGGGUUGAAGGCUAACAUGGAAAGUGUCAGACGUUACGCUCUAAGAUUGCUUUUCCAGAUAGAAAACAAGGCCGUUUUCACUUCUGACUUAAAACUUCUCAAGGAGCAUUUUCUUCCUGCAAUGAUGCAGGCGUAUCUUUUUAAUGUUGAUCAAGGCUCAUGUCACUACGGAGAAAAUUUCUCAGCGGUUAUCAAAGACAUUGUGCUACGAUCAAGCCAUGAUUUCUCACGAAACACUUUAUCUGAAUUGCUGUUGACUAUUCUGGAAGGACUCAAGGCACAAAGCAGUGGGUUUGACCCUGCAAGAAUUUACGCUUUUUAUGGGCUUCACGGGGCAUUAAAGGUGGGAAAGAUUAAAAUUCUCGAUGAACGUCACCUUGAGAUUAUUGGGGAACUCUUCAAUACCACAACAGAAGAAGAGAUCAUGGAAAUAACGGUCCAAACACUAUAUUUGAGACUUUUAUUAUACACAAGCGUCAAAGUAUCUGAUAAAACAUGGCUCGAAGCUUUAGGAAAACACAUUUCAUCAAAGCAAAAUUACUCAUAUUUCAAACCUUUGAUAGAAGAUUUUAAAGAUCUGGUGGUGGUAAAUUUUGGAAAUUCAUCUGCUGAAGCCGAGCUUUCGGACUUUGUUCAGGAAAACGCUGGGCUUCAAGUCUUGAGCUAUCUCCUGUUCGACUUUCGUCCUACUGUCAUUGACGAUGAUUUCCUUAUUGAACUGGCCGCAGCGGGAGAAGGGACUCAAGAUUUCAAAGAUAAUUAUAUUGCCCUGGUAUCAAAAUUGAUCCAAAAUUUUGAUUCUAUUGAACCAAAUAGGAGACUAUAUUUGCUAACUGGUCUUCCAUUUUUCACACAUGAGACUUGGCGGAGCAUCAAGCUGGAACCCAUGUUUCAUUCAUUAGUGGACAACUUCGACGUUGAUAAAUUCAAGUUUUUAGUCUCUCUUCAUGCCAAGGCUGUCGACAGCACGACUGCUCCAAUAAACAUCGACUACGAAGAAAUUUUUGGACUUUAUGAAAGUAUAAAGAGCAGCAUGGAUCUAUCGCAAAAGACAUUCAAAGAAAUGGAUGCUGCAUAUGGUGCCUUUUUCACCUUUGUAGAUGAUUUCCUCAAGGUUUAUGCAUUGGAUACUGAAAAGAACGAUGUUCAGAAGCUAAUUGAAUUGAUGUGGGAUAAUUCGUCGAAAGACAAUGGCCGAUACGAAGGUAAUCUUGCGAUCACUCGAAUUUGCUCACACCUGCUCGAUGUUUAUUUAACCAACGUCAGGGGUAAAACAAAUUUAAGGAGGGCGGACGAACUUCACUUGAUUAACAGAAUUUUGGCCUUGAACACUGACAUUUGGGAGCUCUUGGCAAGUGAACGACUUGUUUUGAAUCAAAGGGAUUUGCAUCUUUCCUUGAUAAAAACCAUAUUCCAUCCGAAUGUCCUCUUCGCUGCCUCUGAAAGCUCUGAAAACGGCAACGAACGUUGUCAACGCCUACGCAAGUGUGCAUUUGAAAUAAUAGAACAAGCACACUCAAGAAGAGGCUUUUUACCAGCAUUGAGUGUUCAAAUGGAUACUUUCAUGAAGGCCUAUGGCCAAGAACUUAAACCCUCCAAUGCAAAUCUCACAUGGCUGGCCGACAUCCUGUUCAGAACUUUCACUAGGAAUCAAAUGGCAAUAAACGUUUUUUCGAUUGUACCGACCAUUGGUCGUCUAUUUGAUGACAGGAUUGACCCUUUCAGAGGACUUGCGUUGGGAAUAUAUCGAAGAGUGUAUGGAGAAUCGGAAAGUGUUGCGCGAAUUCAUAUAAUAAAUGCAAUCUUGAACUCCGCGACGGACUUCAAGCGAAUGGCGUUUUUUCAUCUGUUAGAAAAGGAUACCAACCUGCUCUGUGCAAAAAAAGGUGUAGAUGGGUAUGAAGAAUCCGAAAGACUCUUAAAAUGGCAAUUAUUGUUUUUGACAAUUAAAUCACUUAAAAGUGAUAAUUUCGAGGAACUAGUGGAGCAUUCAAUACUGCCCAGCGUUCUCCAGGAAAUUUCUCCAUUGGUGAGAGUUUAUAUGGAGUGGUUUGUCGCUCUUGGUUUGAUUUCUUUGCUUGAGGAAGAUAAGUCCUAUGCAUGUGAAGACAUCCUUUUCAAGCAUAUGACAGAUCACUGUAAACCGCUGGUUACGAUAACGGUGAUCAGAAUAGUUUUCCUCGCGCUUCACGUUUCCAGAAGCAAGAGACUGUUGGCCAAAUUCCUUUCACACUUGAUACCAUGUGCUACAUCCAACAAACCUUUGGUGAGGCAUUUCGGCAAUUCAUUGACGAUACCAUUGUGGGAGACAUUCCAACAUGAAAUCAAAGAUGAUAUUCUCCGCAGUAUUUUGUACAAUUUGUAUCGGAACGCCAAACAAAGUGAAGUGCUUGGCCAAUACAGGUUAGGCGAUGCUAGAAUUUGGAAUAUCCAAAAAGACUUGACUCUCACAAACAUAUUCGGAGGCCUUUUGUUGAAGCUAAUUGACCAUGAUGUACCAUAUAUCGACGCAAAGGCCUUUGCAAAAUUUGGGACAAACGAUGACGAGUUCCCCAUCGGUGUGGACGAGAGUGACCUCUGGUUAGCAAAACGAGCUAAAAGCCAGGACGUUCAGCGAAAUGUGAUCCAAGGCGACUCGCCUUUGCAAAAGAAAACGAGCUCGUGGGAUGAGGUACAAGGUGCGGAUGAAGAGAGAACCGCAAACUCGAUCAAACGGUCUGAAUUGAUAGUCGUUGCUUCUUUGGUGGACAAAGCCCCAAACCUUGGCGGUAUUUGCAGACUUUGCGACGUUCUUGGUGUUGGCCUUCUAACUGUUCAUGAUAUCAAGGUGAAAAACCAUCCUCAAUUCAAAACGGUUGCUGUCACUGCCGAUAGAUGGAUGCCAAUCGAAAGCGUCAGCACCACCGAAAUCUCGGAUUUCGUGAAGUGCAAGAAGAGGGAGGGAUAUACUUUGAUUGGGCUAGAGCAAACUGAUCAAUCUGUUAAAUUAGACAACAAGUUUUCUUUCCCUCCGAAAUCGCUUAUUUUGCUUGGUACAGAAGCGGAAGGCAUACCAGGGCAUCUUUUAGCAGAGCUGGACGUGUGCGUUGAAAUCAAACAGUCUGGUGUCAUUAGAUCCAUGAACAUUCAAACUGCCACCGCGGUUAUUGUUCAUGCGUACUCUGCGCAGCACAUGUAA